This is a messenger RNA of Hippocampus zosterae (dwarf seahorse), 745 nucleotides long. It is a transcript of the gene crhb, whose product is annotated as corticotropin releasing hormone b. Gene Ontology annotation, cellular component: extracellular region. The transcript has 2 exons. Bases 178 to 705 code for a protein of 175 amino acids. Gene Ontology annotation, molecular function: hormone activity. The record is from RefSeq and is a predicted model, not a curated record. NCBI's taxonomy places the organism in Eukaryota, Metazoa, Chordata, Actinopteri, Syngnathiformes, Syngnathidae.
ACAUCUUUCCCAUUUAAAAGUAACCACCACCAACAGCACGCAACUGAACUCGUGGGGGGGAGGAAACAAAAAAAGGAGGACGGCGGGCAUCGCGCCAAGCAUAGCCGGCAACCAACAGCCAGUACCACCGCGUUGGACUUCCUUUACACAGUGAAGAUUUUUUGCUCACGUCCUGACAUGAAGCUCAAUUUACUCGCUACCACCGUGAUUCUGUUCGUCGCUUUCCUACCGCGCCGCGAAUGUCGGGCAAUUGAGAGCCUCGUUGGAGCCCCGCGCCCCAACUUUCAGCAAGUGGAGCAACAACAACAACCACAGCAACAGCAGCAGCAGCAGCACAGGUCGCCCUCGGGUCCCAUCCUGGAGCGCCUCGGGGAGGAGUACUUCAUCCGGUUGGGCAACGGCGACUCAAACUCUUUCCCCCCUUCGUCCAUGUACCCCCUGGGAGCAAGCGGGCUAUUGAACCGGGCUCUGAAGCUGCAGCUGACUCGGCGGCUUUUGCAAGGUAAAGCGGGCAAUCUUCGAGGCGGCUUCAAAAAUGACGACGAUGGGGACUCGAUGGAGCGGGGACGCCGGUCCGAGGACCCGCCCAUCUCCCUGGACCUCACCUUCCACCUCCUGCGGGAGAUGAUGGAGAUGUCCAAGGCGGAGCAGCUGGCCCAGCAAGCCCAGAACAACAGAAGAAUGAUGGAGCUUUUCGGGAAGUGAAAACCAAAGACCCUUAAAAAAAAAAGAAUACAAAAUAAAA